AUGCCUCCAAACAGCGAGUUCACACGAAGCGAAGCUAUUCCCGGUGAUACGACGCCGGACCUUUCCUGCCUCAGAGGGAAGAGCGUCAUCCUGACAGGCGGAGGUUCUGGCAUCGGCGAGCAAUACAUGCGCCACUUCGUGGCAGCUGGCGCUUUUGUCACCUUCAGCGAUAUCGUUGAGGACCGAGCACAGAAGCUAGUGAGCGAGCUUGGUUCGGAGAAUGUGGCUUUCGUGCCUGGCAACGUACUGGUAUGGCAAGACCAAGUCAAACUUUUCAAGGCGGCUCUCGAAAGGUCACCAAGCAAGACCAUCGACAUCGUUAUUGCCAACGCUGGCAUCGGUCUUCUCGAUGACUCCCUCAUACACACCGAAGAUUCCAAUGGCGAUCCAGUUGAGCCCGAGCUCACUACCCUCAAAGUCAACAUCAUUGGUGUAUUUUACACCGUCAAGCUGGCCAUGUACUACUUCCCGAAGCAGCCUGAGGGUGAAGAUCGGGACCGAUGCAUUAUUAUGACUGCCAGUCUUUCUGGGUACCUUGACCAUGCGGACGCGCCUCAGUACAAUGCUUCUAAGCAUGGCGUUCGGGCAAUCAUGAAAAGCAUUCGUCGGACUGGACCGGCACAAAACAUCAGAAUCAAUCUGAUUGCGCCUUGGUUCAUACAGACGAGCCUCGCCCCGCAGCAGUUCUGGGACGCAGUCAGAGCUACUGGUGCGGAGUUCUGUGACAUCAAAGAUGCCGGCAAAGCUGCAACUCAUCUAGCUUCGGACAAGCGCAUCAAUGGACGAGCGCUGGGAAUUGUUCCCAAAUCAUUCCAACAACGUGGAUAUUUUGAUCUCGAAGUGGACGACUGGAAUGACGAGAAUUAUAUGACAGCGUAUCAGAAAGGUUUAGUGGGGAGAAACGCUGCAUCGAAGCAUGAAGCGGAGCAGAAAGAGCCAUCUGCACUCGAUGUAACUUCGAAUCCUGCUAUCGAAGCAUAG
Messenger RNA from Cercospora beticola, 981 nucleotides. RefSeq lists its product as uncharacterized. Gene Ontology annotation, molecular function: oxidoreductase activity. NCBI's taxonomy places the organism in Eukaryota, Fungi, Ascomycota, Dothideomycetes, Mycosphaerellales, Mycosphaerellaceae. The record is from RefSeq and is a predicted model, not a curated record.